Molecule: messenger RNA, 1737 nt
Organism: Rhodotorula toruloides NP11
Lineage: Eukaryota; Fungi; Basidiomycota; Microbotryomycetes; Sporidiobolales; Sporidiobolaceae
Product: MFS transporter, sugar:H+ symporter
Exons: 7
Coding region: 1-1737 (578 amino acids)
Biological process (GO): carbohydrate transport; transmembrane transport
Cellular component (GO): membrane
Molecular function (GO): carbohydrate:proton symporter activity
Source: RefSeq, a predicted model, not a curated record
AUGAACCCGGAGAACGAGUCGGUUCCCGCCUCCAAGGCGACUACGCUCGCUGGCUCAGCUGCGCCCAGUCGUGCGGCGUCCGUCAAGAAGGAGGGGCACUCUGCGCCCUCGUCGCGACCGGGAUCCACCUUCCACCCCCAGGACGAGCUCGAUGGCGUUCCCUCGAAGGACCGCGCGCCGCCGUUCGUGGUGGCGCUCUGCCUCUUCCAGUCGCUCGCUGGUCUCCUAUUCGGAUGGGAGCAGGGUGUGAUCUCGGGCUUGAUCACGAACCCGGUCUACCAACGUCGCUUUGGCGAGGUUGACCCGACUUCGCCGUCCGGCUACUCCCUGACCUCGACCCGCCAGUCCCUCAUCACCGGUUUCAUGUCCCUCGGCGCCCUCUUCGGCGCGCUCCUCAUCGGCCAGCUCCUUCGCCGCACCGGUAUCAAGAUUGCCAUCAUCGUCUCGCUCGUGAUCUAUGCGGCCGGCAUUGCCAUCGAGACGUCGGGUCAGUCGCAAUACGGACAAGAGAUCGCAGGUCGCUUCGUCACCGGUUUCGGCGUCGGGUCGCUCUCGCUCCUCGCGCCGCUGUACCAGGCAGAGUGCUCGCCGAAGCACCUGCGCGGCCUGAUCACGAGUACCUACCAGCUCAUGGCGACGAUCGGCAUCUUCCUGGCCAAUGCCGUGAACUACGCCCAGCACGACAAGGGCACCGAUUUCUCGUGGCGUUUCCCCAUCGCCAUCCAGUUCAUCUGGGCUGCCAUCGUCUUUGUCGGGACCGUCCUCGCCCCCGAGUCGCCGCGUUACUACGUCCAGCGCAACAACAUCGACCGCGCCCGCGUCAACCUCGCCAAGCUUCGUGGUCUCGACGAGCAGGACCCCGAGCUCCUUGCUGAACUCGACGUGAUCGUCCAGGGCGUCGAGGACGAGAGGCUCGCGGCCGACGCGACCUACCUCGACUGCUUCCGCAUGAAGGACCGCAUGCUCCUUCGCACGAUGAACGGCCUGGCAAUCCAGAUGGGCCAGCAAUGGACUGGCGUCAACUUCUUCUUCAGCUACGGCAACAAGUUCUUCGCCACCUCCGGCAUCAAGGACCCGUACCAGACUCAACUCAUCCUCAGUGGCAUCAACGUUAUCGCUACCUUCCCCGGUAUCCUCGCCGUCGACCGCCUCGGCCGCAGGACGCUCCUCUUCAUCGGAUCUGCCAUGAUGUUCUCGGGUCAGAUUAUCGCUGGUUCCGUCUCGACGGCCAAGCCGGACGACCCCGCUGCUGGAAGGGCGUUGAUCUUCGCCUCGUGCUGGUUUAUCGCUGGUUUCGCUAGCUCGUGGGGACCUCUCGGAUGGGUCGUCGCCGCUGAGCAGUUCCCGCUCAAGAUCGCCCCUCUCUGCGUCUCGCUCGCCACCGCGUCAAACUGGCUCAACAACUUCAUCAUUGCCAUCAUCGUUCCUUACAUCACCGACCCCGGCUACGGCAACCUUGGCACCAAGAUCACCUUCAUGUGGGCUGGAACGGAGGCGCUCUUCGCCGCCUACACGUUCUUCUUCAUCCCCGAGACCAAGGGUCUCUCGCUCGUUCAGGUCGACGAACUCUACCUUACCGGCGUUCCUGCCUGGCGUUCGGCGAGCUGGACUCCGUACGGCGGCGCGACCACCCGCAACCAGAAGGAGCGCGACGAGGCAAAGCGCCUCAAGCUCGGCACCGAGGCGUCUCACCACGAGAACGUCCCAACCAAGCGCAACCUCGCUGAGGACGUCUAA